AAACAGUCAGCUUCGUCGAUGCGCACUCAUUCAGCCUGUACUCAGUAGUCAGUUGCUCGCCGUUUCAGCCUCGAUACGGGCGCCUUCCGGGCGUUGGUUACACAGAGUUUCCUGCGUUUGAGGGCUUGCAUUUGUGGUUAAAGCAUUUUUUGCACGGCCAAUGACCGAGCAGCCGGCCGGCGAAACUGAGCUCUGUGAAGCAGUCACGUGUCCGGGGUGAGGCGCGGCGGGCGGCUUAACUCGCAGCCGAACCUUCUCUUAUAAGAUGCACACUCGCCGCGGCAUAGGUGUGGAGCCUGCUGACUCGGACGGCAUGCCCCAGUGCAAACAUCUCGCAACACACGCACCAUAAGAGUUUCGACCCCGUCUCUAGUAAACAAGUCUCACCGAAUGCCAUGUAGGAUGUCUCACAGCAGCCUUAGUUGUCACUACGACAGCUACCUUCCGUCCGAUUCGUCCCUUGAGACAGAUGCACUUACUAACCGACAUUGGAAUGGCCGAGUAUCAGCUCAGGCGGAAGGGCCCUCUCGCCGGAAAAGUAACUUACACAAUGCAAUGGCAGCUGAAAUGGAUACAUCCUGGGAUCGACCUACGCACAUUGAAGGCAGAUAUAAGAAAUACUCAACCACUUCUUCCAUCUAUUCCAAAAAAGCUUUAUCACAUCAUAGCGAUCACGUCGAAAGAUCUUGGUGGUACGCCUGUUGCCAAAGGUGCCACACGGACGAUUCCAGCAUUCCUUCGUGGGAGCCUCCCCACUGGCAGAAGAUUUGCCCGUAUCCACUAUGUCCCUCAUACAGACGUUUCGCUCAAAAUUUAGCCGUACUUUUAAUUGGUAUAAUGUCGUGGGUAAUCGUAUGGAUAGUACUAGGUGACACCGCUGCUCCAGGCGGACAGCUAUUCAUGUUUGCUGUCCUCACGAUAGCCGCAUACUUCGGUGGAUGGCUAAUGGUAAAAGUCACUACCCUACCUGCACUAAUAGGAAUGCUAAUAGUGGGAAUAAUCAUGAAAAACAUAGGAUUUGUCGACUUCGAUCCGCAUUAUCAAAAAGUCGCGUCUUAUAUAAGAAAAAUAGCCCUCACAAUCAUUUUAACGCGAGCUGGUCUCGACCUGGAUCCGAUGGCGAUGAAGAAAAUCUUCUGGACUGUAAUCAAGCUUGCACUUAUACCAUGGUCUUUUGAAUACGUUUUAUCCGCUGUAAUGUGUCAUUACCUUCUUGGACUGCCAUGGGACUGGGCUUUCCUUCUGGGUUCAAUAUUUGCUGCAGUAUCGCCUGCUGUCGUAGUUCCCUGCCUAUUCCGCCUCCGUGAAAAAGGUUAUGGUGUGUCAAAAGGGAUCCCAACUCUAGUAUUGGCCGUGUCGGGUAUCGAUGAUGCGGCCAGUGUUGCCGUGUUCGGAAUUGUAUCAUCAAUCAUGUUCUCAAACUCGUCGUUAACCACAAACAUUAUUCAGGGUCCACUUAGUAUUAUUGGAGGCGUAGCUUUUGGUUACUUCUGUGGAUAUUUAGUUAAAUACAUUCCAGAACGAAACGAUUCCUUUUUGGUGCCUAUACGAGUACUCCUGUUACUAGUUGGUGGUCUUAUGUCGGUCCUCGGAUCGGAGGAAAUUGGCUGGGGUGGCGCUGGGCCAUUGGCGGUGAUUGCAUUCGCUUACGUCGCCUGCAAGGAGUGGGUGGAACAAGGUUGGGAUCUUGAAGAUAACCCUGCUGCCACGGCGUUCGAAAUCUUCUGGAUGUUCUUUGAGCCUAUGCUUUUUGCCGUUACUGGUGCACAAGUUGUCAUUGCAGAUUUAGCCCCACACUUGGUUUUAGUAGGAUGUGGUAUAACUGUAACAUGCAUUGUUCUCCGCGCUGUACUCACAAGUUGUUGUGCUGUACGCAGUAAUCUAAAUAUGAGGGAAAAGAUCUUCGUCGGCUUGGCUUGGAUGGCUAAAGCAACUGUUCAGGCCGCUUUAGCACCAGUAGCGCUGGAUGAAAUCAGCAAGAUGACUGGCGAUGAUGAAUACUUAGCCGAGCUAAGAAACUAUGCAGAUAUUCUUAUAACUAUAUGCAUCUUGUCUAUAGUCAUCACUGCGCCUCUUGGCGCCAUUGUCAUCACAAUCACGGGACCAAGGCUUCUUUCAAAGACUUCUAAACCACCUGUACUAGAAGGAUGGCGCCGCUCACAUAGACCUUCAAUCCGUGACAUCUCAAUCAUCGACGAAGAAGAAAUGGCUGAAAGGGAUGCAGAGGCUGAGACAGAAAGCACCUCUCAAACGCAAACUCCAAGCACUCCACAAGUCUCUCCUAUACUUCCUGUAAUACCGAACGCUAACAGUACACCAAAUCCUAUCACUGUGCAACCGAAUCCCCGGACGUAGAAACCAUUCCAUUUUAUUUAUUGCAUAAAUUUACUUUCAAAUAUCUCCAUCACAUUUGCUUAAGAUUCACUUAGCUAUAUAAAAACAUGUAUAAACUUAAUGGUACCGCAUAAACUUUAAAGCCUCAUUCAUUGCCUUUAAUAAAGUCACGUUUGAUUUUGGAUAAGAAAAUGUCUUUCCAUCAGAUUCUUCAGAGCUGCAAGUCUAACUUAUUAAGUGUAAGUAAGUCUAUCAUAGUUGUAAGGAGGGGCCAAUUUUUACGAUUCGCUCUUCGUUUAAAUUACAGAUAUCGUGGAUGUUACGUUUUUUUGCGACAAAAAAAAGCUUACACAAAGGUUACAGAAGUGCCAGAUUUGGUAGCAAUUAUUCUGUUGUACAUAAAUCUUUAAAUUAAAUUUAUGUUUAAACUAAACUAAAUUUGCAGGUCUUAGAGUAUGCUAUCCUUUUUCACGGGAAACAUUGUGAAAAGUACACUACUUUUAGACAUGUUAAUUCAGUUUAGUUAACAGAUUUGAGUACAACAGAAAUGGCAGAAUUGAGUGAAAAGAAAACCAUGUGAGAGACCAUAAUAAAACAAAAUAAUAAUGAACACUGAAUGGCGUGAUAGUGACUGCAAAAUGUAAAAUAUUCUUGAAUGUUUUAUGACAAUUAAGAACAUUUUGAUUUGAGUUCGCCUUGAUAUUUUAAUAGAUUAAUCUAAUUAACUGUAAUCUGAAACGGUUAAUAGAUAAUACUUUUACAAUAUUUUUGUGGAAACCUCCCUAUAAUGUCAAAGAAUGAAAGCUUUAUGUUUAAACUAACCCGUCCAUAAGCUUAAAUAAAUUUCCUUCAUAAUAUUUUUAUAUAGCUACAUAUUAUAGAUAUAAGUAACUUGUUAGUUAAAAGUAUUGCUCGUCAACUUCUGUAAAUUAAAGGACCGUGGUGAGUCCUGACCUGUUAGAAAGGAAACCUGUGCCUAGCAAUUUGAUUUUUAAUGACUUAAAUGGUGAUCAUGUAGUAUUGCAAUAAGUUUAUUUUAUUAAAGUUGUUUACAAUAAGUAAUAGCGCUCACAAUAAUUAGUUUACUAUGGCGACACAUGUUCGUAAAUAAGAGUUCGUUCUCAUAUAGGUACGUAGUCAGAUUACGAACCUUACAAAUAAAGUCUUAUUUCACACUAUGAUAUUUAAAAGGUGCUUUCAGUUCAAAUGUGUCAAAACAAUUCAUAACUAUUCCGAUGCUAUGCCGCGUUUAUUAGGCAUUUAAAGAUUAGUUUACAAAUACUUAAUUACUGAUUGAAUUAUAUUUUUUUAUUGUUCUUAAUGUUUUUGGUUUGUGAUAAAUUUCAGAACUAAAACUGAAAACUAUAUAUAUGCUUUAACAAUCAGGCAGCAGCGAUAAUAUUUAAUUCAACAUAGUAAUCGCACGAAAUUCGCACUUCGCACGAAUUUUUCUUCUGACACCAAUUCCCCUGUCAUUUGGAUUAUGACUAUAACCAGAACUGAUAAACUUUCCAAAUGAUUAACGACCACAUAUUGUAUACACAAUCUAAUCGAUUUAUGUUGCACGUAUUUUAAGUGGUUUUGAUAUUUUUCAAAUGGAUUUGAAGUCAGGUAAAACUUGUUACAUCAAAAUUUCGAUUAAUCAAAUUCAUAAAACAGUUAUAGGACAAAUUUAUAAAAAAAUAUUUUUAAAAAUUAUGAGGUAAAUAGAAACUGCAGUAUGUAAAUUUAAUCUUGGUUAGAUAAAAAGUUAACAUUUAGUUACGAAUACAGAUAUACACAAAGUCUAAAACACUACUAAGUGAUAUAUAUAGAAAUACCUACAUGAUAUUGUAUAAUUUUUCAUUAUCGCCGCAUCGAUGCAGCGUCGUUAUCAACAUUUUCAAAAUAUUUCAAAUGAUAUGCAACAUUAAAGCGCUGUGUAGACGUCACGUUUCAGUUUUUUUUAGGAAUUUGACUUUUAUCAUAUUGUGCUCGGAGCUGCGCUUGCAUUUUUAUUCAAAUCAGUAUAAAACUAUAUUAUUACAAUGCCAAAAUAGAAUGCAACCUUUUUAGGGUUCCGUAACCGAAAGGGAUGCCAAUGACAUCCAAUUACUAAGCCUCCGCUGUCUGCCUGUCCAUCUUUCAAUCCGUCCGUCCAUCCGUCCAUCUGCCUGUCAGCGGGCUGUCUUUCAUGAACAGUUUAAGUAGAAAGUUGAAAUGAAUAUCAAAGAAGGUGCGGUUGUAUUAACGCUAUAAAAGGAAAUAAUAGGACCUAAGGGAGGGCUCCCAUAAAUUAAACGUGAUGUUUUUUGCUCGAUCUUUAUCGCAGGUCAAUAUUGUGGAGUGUUUCAUAUUAUCAAUUGCUCCAUGUUACGGAACCCACUUAUGCCAGUCUAACUCUCACUUAGUGACUUAGUUAUAUAUUAUGAUUCCAAUAUAUACCGUAGUUUCACAUAUUUAUUAAAAAAUCGAAAAUAAGCUAGUAAAAUUUUUACAUUCCAUGCACGUAUCCAUUUAAUAAUAUUUUAAUCAAUGAUACCUUAAUUAUACGGAAACAUUUAUCAUAAGUAUUUAUUGAAUGUUUUUUUUUUUGUAUAGACAUUAAUGUAGGUUUUAAUUCCGAAAUCAGAUUGUUUUGGUCUAUCAACCGAGACUCUCAGUUGUUUCGGCGUUUAUAUAAUUUUUGGUAAAUAAAAUGUUCCGUAAAAUCGUAGGCUAACGAAGUAGUGGUGUUGUUAAAAAGUUAAAAAGUACCAUGGUUUUCGUUACCCAAGCGUAAUUUUUAAGACGCUCAUAAAUAGGUAUAGGUUUAUAUGUUUUGGAGAUAUAUCGAUAUUAAAAAUCAAAGACGAGCCUACGAGUUGUAUUUAAAAGCAGUAGUAGAAAAUUCAAAUAUUUGCUAAGGAAUUAUUAAUAUUAAUAUUUAAGCGUUAAUAUUAAUGGAAAUCAGUAUUGUGAUAUUUAAUAUGCUAUUUAAACUUAGUAGAUAUUAAUAUUAGUCUGUCAGAGGUGCCAGUUCUAUUGUAUAGACAUUUCUUAACUAAAUUAAAUUGAUAGGGCUAAAAAUAGAGCUAUCCUUAUUCACUGGCAAUGUUUUUAGAUCUGUCUUUAGAUUGGUUUAGAGAUUUAUGUAAAACAGAAUUAGUACCAUUUUAAUGGUAGGUACAAAGUAAAGGAAUAUUUAAUUAGAUUUAUCUAGGGGUAUUUUAAAAAUACCCAUUGUAAUAAAUGUAAAAUUAUUUUGCAAAUAUAAAAAUAGUUAUUUUUAUACAGUACAAUUGUAAGUGUAUUAACAAAAUUGCCAUUUAAAAAAAGUAGGUAAGUAUUAGGAUUUCUAUAAGUACUAAAAUUUUAGACAAAUCAACCAAAUUUAUGUUUUUAUCGCUUAUUUUGAUUAUAAAUGAAAUUAGAUAUAUAUUCCUAUUUUUGAUAUUUCAUGCUGUAAAAUAAAACAUACUUAUUCAUUUAUUUAUGGUGUGACAUAAAAUUUUUAUUCAACUAAUUUAUUCCUAGUUUACGGUAUGCACAAAAUACUUUAUUUCAAUAAAGAGAUAUAUGUUAUAGUAUAUUGGUUCGAAAACCUAACGGCAUAUUUUUUAAUAUCGUAGUAAUGAGAAUGACCUGAAUAACAAUUGUAAAUUCGCUAAAAAUAGUACCAUUACUUAAUGAAACCCAUUAUAAAAUGCUUUAUUAAUUGGUGCUCUAAAGGGCCCAAUAAGUGUCAGAAUGGCAAUAAAAAAUUAUGAUCUAAUU
Molecule: messenger RNA, 6069 nt
Organism: Pararge aegeria (speckled wood butterfly)
Lineage: Eukaryota; Metazoa; Arthropoda; Insecta; Lepidoptera; Nymphalidae
Product: sodium/hydrogen exchanger 9B2-like
Exons: 12
Coding region: 391-2355 (654 amino acids)
Biological process (GO): proton transmembrane transport
Cellular component (GO): membrane
Molecular function (GO): antiporter activity
Source: RefSeq, a predicted model, not a curated record